AUGGUUCUUAGGAGUCACCCCUUCCCCAGGCUAGAGAGGCCCCAAGGGACAGCCCCAAGGGCAGCUCCAGAGAGCCCUAGAGAGCCCUGCACUUCCACAGCCUCGGAGAACAGGGAGUCUGGUCCUCUCCCUGAAGGGGCCAUCCCUAGUCUCGAGGACAGCCAUGGCUCCCCAGCUGGGGUGGCUACAGGGGCUGGCACGGGAGGCCUGGCUGAGGCAGGAUGUCAGCUGCAGCUCAGAAGCGCUGAGGCUAACGAGGCUGCAGUGCCCAGGGCCCCAGCUCCGCUGUCGCUGUCGGAGCAGAGGAAGCCUGGCCCUGCACCCGUUCCCUCUGCCCGGCGGGACCCACAGCCUGUCCCCAGGCCACGGAAACACAGUGUGUGUGAACUAGCCAAGAGCUCUGAGCUGAAGGUCAGCCAGGCGGCCCCAGGAGAGGCGCCAGGGAAGAGGCCCAGCCCUGCGGGCAGCAGGGAGGCCCUCACAGAGGAGCAGAAAGAGGCCCGCAAACUCAUGGUGUUUCUGCAGAGGCCUGGGACCUGGGGGGUGGUGGAGGGGCCCCGGAAGCCCAGCUCCCCUGCCCGGGAGCCGGCUUCGGCAGCAGCCCUGCAGCGGCGGCUGGACCUGGGCAGCUGCCUGGAUGUCCUGGCCUUUGCCCAGCAGCACGGGCAGCCCGUCCUGGCCCAGGAGACCUAUGCUUUGAUGAGCGACAAUCUGCUGCACGUGCUGGGCGAUCCGAACCUCUACCGGCAGCUGAGUGGGGCCGACCGGGAGCGCAUCCUGAGCCUUCGAACUGGCAGGGGCCAGGCCGUGCUGGGGGUCCUCGUGCUGCCCAGCCUAUACCAGGUGAGCCGUUCAGGGCUCACAGGGGGCCCUCGAGUGGAGGAGGCUCCCGCCACAGGUCCUGCGCCCCUGCCGCCUCCAUCGCACCUGCACGUGUUCAACCCCCAAGAGAACACCUGGCGGCUCCUGACCCAGGUGCCGGAAGAGGCCCCGCUGCGGGGCUGUGGCCUCUGCACCAUGCACAACUACUUGUUCCUGGCAGGGGGCAUCCGUGGCUCCGGCUCCAAGGCCAUCUGUUCCAAUGAGGUCUUCUGCUACAACCCUCUGACCAACAUCUGGAGCCAGGUGCGGCCCAUGCAGCAGGCCCGGGCCCAGCUCAAACUGGUGGCCCUGGACGGGCUGCUCUACGCCAUCGGUGGCGAGUGCUUGUACAGCAUGGAGCGCUACGACCCCCGCACAGACACCUGGACCUCACGGGCGCCCCUCCCCGCAGGCACCUUCCCUGUGGCUCACGAGGCUGUGGCCUGCCGUGGGGACAUCUAUGUCACUGGGGGCCACCUCUUCUACCGCCUGCUCAGGUACAGCCCGGUGAAGGAUGCUUGGGAGGAGUGCCCCUACAGCGCCAGCCACCGGCGUUCCAGCGACAUGGUGGCACUGGGGGGCUUCCUGUACCGCUUUGACCUGCUGCGGGGGGUGGGUGCCGCCGUGAUGCGCUACAACACCGUGACCGGCUCCUGGAGCAGGGCCGCCCCCUUGCCCCUGCCGGACCCUGUCCCGCUGCGCUGCACCGUGCUGGGCAACACCAUCUACUGCCUCAACCACCAGGUCACGGCCACCUUCACGGUCUCCGAGGGGACGGCCCAGUUCCAGGCCAAGGAGCUGCAGCCGUUCCCCCUGGGGAGUAAAGGGGUCCUCUGUCCGUUCAUCCUGACUCUGCCCGCCUCGGACCCGCUACAGACUUCCCUCUGAGCUGCGCCAGGACUGCGUGCCCCUCUUCAGGCAGACUCUGGGCCAGGCUGUGAGGCGGGUGGGGUAGGGGAAAGGGGCUGCUCUUCUUUCUGGGACAACUUUCCUUUUCUGUUACAAUGAGCCUCCUGUCUGGCCCUCCUUCCCCUCCUGCGAGAGCCAGGCUCCCUGUGCCUGGAAGCUGGUGGCGGGCGUCCCUACCACACCCACGUGCCUCCUGCUUUAUUACUGAGUCCUGGCUCCGUACCUCAGCUUGCUCUCAGGAACCCUCCUCGGGGCAAAGGACUCCCACCGGCCAGGCUCCUGUCACAGCACCAACCACACUGCCUGGAAAUUGCCAGGGACCCCGGCGUCCCCCUGAACCGGACUUGGCUGGCUGAGGAGUCGGCAACUGCUGAGCCCAGGAAGGAGAUGGCUUCCCUAGGGCUCCCAGCUAGGCAAGAAGCCCAUGAGGGGCUGGAAGAGGGAAGAGGGAACAGGGAACAAAGAAGUCUCCAGAAAAACGUGCUAGCCUCUGGGAUUUUCUGCCCGUCCUGAGGCCUUGGGGAACCUGGCUUGGCUGUUCCCAGAAACAACUCUUAGGUCCCCUUUGUCUGAAACCCUUGUCUGUGACACUGCUCUGCUGUCUGGAGCCCCUGCCCAUAACCCCAGCCUAGACCAGGACUGCUGGGGCUCAUGUCCUUCUGCAGCCUUGUGGAGUCUCUCCCACCUGCUCAGCCCCUCCAUUUCCCACCCCACCUCCCACUAACUCUCUUCUUACAUGAGACCUGGGCGCACCCCAGCUCUGCCUCUUAUUAGCUGUGGGACUUGGGCGAGACAUCUGUCUUCUCACCUGUGAAGGGGGUAUAAUGGGCAUGUCACUCAGGGGAAUUCUGAGAACAUAGGGCACAUAUCUGAGCACCUGGCACAGCCCACUUUGGAACCCUCCACAGGAAGGAAAAUA
Messenger RNA from Myotis davidii, 2689 nucleotides. It is a transcript of the gene KLHDC7B, whose product is annotated as kelch domain containing 7B. Gene Ontology annotation, molecular function: protein binding. NCBI's taxonomy places the organism in Eukaryota, Metazoa, Chordata, Mammalia, Chiroptera, Vespertilionidae. The transcript has a single exon. The coding region runs from base 1 to 1749 and encodes 582 amino acids. The record is from RefSeq and is a predicted model, not a curated record.